UGGAGUGUCUGUUGUGUAUCCGUCGGUGUUUCGGUAUCUCUGGCCACACGUCUUACUCUCUGGUUAAGGAUCAGCUGAUCCCGAAAGUGGUUUUGGACACCACAACAAUGGGUACUGAUGUAGUGAUCGUGAAGAAAGGUCAUCGAAUCUGUGGCACCGGUGGAGCCAUCACUACCACUCCUAUCGUCCAAAAUAAGGCAUACUUUGAGGUCAAAGUUCAACAAACGGGCAUUUGGGGCAUAGGUUUGGCCACCAGUAACGCGAACCUGAGUUCGGUUCCGCUGGGAAUCGAUAGCCAGAGUUGGGUCUUAAGACAAGACGGAAAUAUCAUUCACGAGAACCAAAUCGUUCACACAUUGAGCGAAGAGUUACAGGAGAGCGAUGUCGUGGGCGUGACCUUCGAUCACAUCGAACUCAAGUUCUUCGUCAACAACAAAGCCAUCGAUUUGGCCGUC
Molecule: messenger RNA, 455 nt
Organism: Medioppia subpectinata
Lineage: Eukaryota; Metazoa; Arthropoda; Arachnida; Sarcoptiformes; Oppiidae
Source: the annotation of a GenBank genome assembly